Pungitius pungitius (ninespine stickleback) is the source of this 3981-nucleotide messenger RNA. RefSeq names its product leukemia inhibitory factor receptor. NCBI's taxonomy places the organism in Eukaryota, Metazoa, Chordata, Actinopteri, Perciformes, Gasterosteidae. The transcript is spliced from 18 exons. Gene Ontology annotation, cellular component: signaling receptor complex; external side of plasma membrane. The coding region runs from base 1173 to 3677 and encodes 834 amino acids. The record is from RefSeq and is a predicted model, not a curated record. Gene Ontology annotation, molecular function: cytokine receptor activity; cytokine binding. Gene Ontology annotation, biological process: cytokine-mediated signaling pathway.
AGCGCCAGCCUGUACAACAGCCUCAACACCCUGCUGAGCCAAGUGCACAGCAAGCCGCCUCCGGAUGGUCGCACGUGCCCCCGGCCUCGGAACGACCUCCCCCGGGCCCUCAGCGGCAGGAUCAGCACCCAGCAGCAAGGGACCAACAGCGACUUCAGCGUGCCGUUGGACAGGCGCUCCCCGGGUCACUGGAGGUCAGAGGUCACCGGCCACAGACUCUAUGAGGAUGAGGUCUCUCACACCCCUCCUCCCCCCCCACGCCUACCUCUCUCUGGAAGGAGAGAUCGGGGAGGAGGCAUGCGAGGCGAACUGUGGCUCGCGUGUUUGAGACGAGGAAGUACACAGAGAUAUGUGUGCCUUCAUCAGCGUAUGUGGUGGCCAUUAAUCGUCCUCCGCCUGCCUGUUGAAACCGUUGUGCCUUCUGCGGAGAGAUAACUUGUUAACUAGCUUUAACGCGCAUGUUUUUUGUAUGCCCACUGAUUCUUUUCAGCAUCCUUUGCACUUGUCUGAUUGCAGAGGUGCAUCCGUCCCCCCGGACAAUGGGAACCCACAGCACCAGAAUUAUCAGCAGUGUUUUUACCAUGAGCACUUAUUGUGUUAAGCCAAUGGAGCCCUUCCCCUGAUGUCCACAGUGCUGUUACCUCUUAUGUGAUCUAAAUAAUAGUGUAAGCAUCUAAAAGACAUUACAAGUAUACUGAUUUUGUUUGAUCAAUAUAAAAAAUAUAUCUAGUUUUAUUGAAAGGCUACCUAUACCUAUGUGUCUUGGAAGAAGAACUUAUCUUCCUAUUAUUUUAUUCCCUCAAGUGCCAAAAAUCCUGCUGUCAAAUACUGUACGUGAUUUGUGGAAAAUAAUUGUGUGUUAUCUUCUUUUCUGAUAACUUAUUGUGUGUAAUUUGCUUUGCGCACCGUCAACGUUGAUCAUCUUGUUGUUGUAAUCUCUGUAAUCAGAUUUGACCUGUAUCAACAUUGUGCUGUCCAUAAAAAACUAUUGCGCCAAAUGUCUGUUUCUGUGCGUUUAAAGCAGCAUCAGUUUGAGAUUUACGCUCCUCUUUUUGUGCAACGCCUCCCCCCCUACAUGUAGGAAGCCUGCGCAUUGCCUUAGACUCGUGGGGCUUUCAGUCUGUGCGCGUGCAGCGGCUGUCACUCUGGUUUUGCCUUAUGCACUAAAGGGGAUGCAGCGAUUCACAACACCCUUUAUUUACCUACUAUGGUUGCAUCUAAUCUGUUCUAUGGAUCACAGGGGAAGCUGCUCGGUUUUGCAGCCUCCGAUGACGAGCAUCGGUCCUCUGCAGGCUGACAGCGACGGGCUGAGCCUCUCUCUGAGCUGGCGGGUGAACCACAGCGACUCCGCGGGCCACGUCUACGAGAUCCAGAUCCUCCGCGCUGGAAGCCAUGCUGUCGUUUACGAUAGAAAUCUCAGUUUGCCGCCUGUGGAGUCUGAUGCUUACACGUGGACGUGGACCUCUGACGUCCCUCUGAAGUGCGUGGAUCACUCGGCCAGGGUGCGACAGUUCUACAACCGGUCUGUCCCGAGUCCUUGGAGCAACUGGGUGACCAACUACGGAGCCCUGGCCCAGGAUAAGACCCAGAUCUUCCCCUCCCAGGAGGUGCUGAGGGAGAACACAAGCGCUGUGUUCUGCUGCCUUCCCAAAAGAAGAGACAAUGUUACCAAGAUGACCUUCAAUAACCGGGAAUACCCUCUCCUCGGCUUCGGGGCCAGUCGAGUCAAGGCCAUAACUGUGCACAACUUGAGCAUCCCGAAGACCUUCAUCAAACGCCAUGCAGUCUCCUGUAGCAAUGCCAGAGGUCAGAUCGGUCACACCUUCAACUACGUGAGCUUUCCUCCCCAGAAGCCUAGAAACCUCCGAUGCGCCAUCUCAGACAUGGUGAAUGUGGUUUGCCGCUGGGAUCCAGGCCGAUGGCGAGACCUAUACGAUCGCAACAAGCAAAUACACACUCUCCACGUAGAUAACUGGGACCAAGGACCCGUCGUCUGCGCGUGGUCGUCUUGUACUUUCCCAGCCGCCCCGCAGCGUGAACACUACAACAUCAGCGUGGUGGUGAAGAACCAGCUGGGAGAGGAGACGGAGAGCUACAGCUUCAACGUAUCUGACAGAGUGUUUCCCUUGGUGGAGGUGGUCAGGGUGAGCCCUGAUGUGUCUCAUGCCAUUGUCUCCUGGGCCGUACGAGGGGACUUGACCCGACUGGACUUCUUCUGUCAGGUCGCCACCGAGCCAGGCCGCAUCACUUGGCGGAGUUGUAAAAGCGGUCUCUGCCAAGUCCGACUGGAACAUCUGCUUCCAAACAGCUGCUACUCCAUGAGGGUCCGCUGCUCUUCCAGCCGGACGUUCUGGGGGGACUGGACCCAGCCCGUGUCCUUCACCACCUAUCCGAUGGUGACCUUGGACGUCUGGAGGAGAAUAAAGCGUCUGUCUGACCCGAACACUCGUCAAGUCACUCUACUGUGGACUGUGCAUGUUCCGGGCUCAGCAGCCCCCGUGAACAUCCAGGGCUACGUGGUCCAGUGGUCACAGGGGGGCCAGAACCGGACCGAGUCGAAGGGUGGCGGACACACCUGGGCGGAGGUCAUCCUUGAUGCGGGACAGCAUGACAUCACCGUCCAGGCCGUCGUCACUGGCUACGCCGUCCCCGCUCACAUCACGGUCCCUCGGAGCGAUGACGAGGGUGAGAUUAUCCUCCAUCCUCGGCGGUUGAGCAGCAACGCAGCCGCUGGUUUCAACCUGUCCUGGCGCCAUGCGGACUCCGCAACCUGUGGCUACACUGUGGAGUGGUGCAUCCUGGGAUGUGCACUACCAUGUACCACGGUGCAAUGGCUCAAAGUGCCAGAGGGAAACAAUACACUUGUCUUGUCUCCUAGACAUUUCAAAGCAGGCUGCAGGUAUACAUUUAAUAUCUAUGAAUGCACAGAAAAAGGACACCGACUACUGGCGGUACAGACGGGAUACUCACAAGAGCUCCGGUUUGUAAAGUCCCCGAGGUUGAUUGAACCGGUUCAGAGAACCUCGUCAUCUGUGAUGCUGGAGUGGAGUUACAGCGAGGACGAUCCGGCCCACCCGGGGUUCAUCACGGGUUAUCUGGUUACAGCACAGGAAGUAGGGGCUGAUCCAUUCAACGUGUCUGUGGCCGACCCCGGCAGGAAGUCUGUCAGCGUGGACGGACUGCAGCAGAACCAGGAGUACGUUUUCUCAGUGAGCGCGCUCACUGAGGGGGGGCCUGGAGAACCGACCAGGGUCACUAUCAGGACCUCAACCAACUAUUCUACUCCGUUGGCCAAGAUACUGCCCCCCGUCCUGUUGCUGCUUGGCUGCGCCGUUCUCGCGUGGCCUAAAAGAAAAAUGUUGAAGCAGAUCUUUGCUUAUCCUGCUGGUAUGAACAUCAACCCCCCCGAGUUGGACAGCUUCCUGUUUGAGACUGCAGAGCGGCUGCAGGCCCAGGAAGUGGAGCAGUGCAGCAGCUGUGCUGUAGAGGUCCUGAUCACCACGCCUCCUGUCGGAGGACCUGAGCCCCGUCCAGGGUCACUGCCCCGGCCUCCGCUCCACACAGACUACUGCCCGCAGUCAGUCACGGUGCUCUUGGAUAGGCCGGUCCGUCAGUCAAUCACAAACGAGACUUAUCUGCUCACACGGGAUACAUUUUGUGAGAGUCAGAACUUCUGAUCACUGGAAUGCCAUCUCAGUCUGGAACAUCUGGGAGUCUGCAGGAGUUUUGUAUGAGAAGGACCGAGAACUGAGCGCUUGAAAUACUGUAAAUAGAUGGGGUUUUUUUAUUAGACAGUCUUUUUAAUGUUAAUACAAGUAGCUUCUCUAUGGUUACCACAUGUUAAAAUGCAGUUUAUCAUAACAGAUUGUACAUGGAGCAGAAAACCGAGCAGGUGAUGUGGACACUAGUACAAAGUGGAAGUGAAUACCACAUGACGAACUUACUUCUAAGGUUUGAGUUGUUACUACUGGAUGCAACUUU